Messenger RNA from Uncinocarpus reesii 1704, 1107 nucleotides. Its product is annotated as WD-repeat protein 57. The transcript is spliced from 3 exons. The coding region runs from base 1 to 1107 and encodes 368 amino acids. The record is from RefSeq and is a predicted model, not a curated record. Lineage: Eukaryota; Fungi; Ascomycota; Eurotiomycetes; Onygenales; Onygenaceae. Gene Ontology annotation, molecular function: RNA binding; protein binding. Gene Ontology annotation, cellular component: catalytic step 2 spliceosome.
AUGUCUGCGGAAAAGAGGCCGGUUCAAGCUUCGUUUGGCUCAACGCAGCUGGUCAAACGACCACGCUCGGAUGCGGACCUGAGAAAUCAAAACUCCCUUGCUAUCUCAAAUAGUACAACGCAGCAUGGAGCGUUGAUGAAAGCUGCCAUACCGGGGAAGUUUUCGCGACGAGGUUUGAUCCAACGGGCCAACAAAUUGCUUCCAGUGGAAUGGAUAGGUCGAUAUGUGAGACGCCCAGCCAUCGAUGUACAAGGACAUUUUGGCGUUGGGCAAAAACUGAUUUGUCUCUUACUAUUAGUAUUAUGGAGAACUUACGGCCAAUGCGAAAACUAUGGCGUCAUGACUGGACACAAAGGCGCCGUUCUAGAUUUACAAUGGUCUCGCGAUUCGCGCAUUAUCUUUUCCGCAUCAGCAGACAUGACACUUGCUAGCUGGGAUCUUGAGUCCGGGCAAAGAAUACGCCGACAUGUUGGACACGAGGAAAUCGUCAACUGCGUUGAUCUCAGCAAACGAGGACAAGAUCUCUUAAUUAGUGGCAGCGAUGAUGGAUGUAUUGGAAUCUGGGAUCCCCGACAAAAGGAUGCGGUAGAUUUCUUUGAGACGGAGAUGCCCAUUACCGCGAUCGCAUUAGCUGAAGCCGGAAAUGAAAUUUACAGUGGGGGAAUUGACAACGAUAUCCACGUAUGGGAUGUUCGAAAACGAUCAGUUGUAUACUCCAUGAUUGGGCAUGCGGACACAGUGACAUCUUUACAGAUCUCACCGGACUCCCAAACACUGCUGUCAAACUCGCAUGAUUCUACUGUACGGACGUGGGACAUUAGGCCCUUCGCACCAGCCGACCGACAUAUCAAGACCUACGACGGCGCACCGACGGGUCUAGAAAAGAAUCUUAUUAGAUCCAGCUGGUCACCCAAUGGAGAAAGGAUCGCUGCUGGAAGCGGAGACAGAAGCGUGGUUAUUUGGGAUACUCAAUCGGCUAAAAUCCUAUAUAAACUUCCUGGGCACAAGGGAACCGUCAACGACGUGCGAUUUGCACCGAAUGACGAACCGAUCAUCGUCUCAGGGUCGUCAGAUCGCUGUUUGUUCCUGGGAGAAAUUGGGAAAUAA